ACUCAAGAGCAGGCCCACAGAGAGAGCUGCAGCUUGUUUAGAGUCCAACCCGUAUAAACACGACGACUUAUUAAUUGACUAUUGAAAAUGUUUGUAUUUAUUUACCUAGCUAGCUAGAUGUUAACGUUAGCGUAUGCCAACGUCUUUUCAAAUGUACUAACGUUAGCUUAAAAGUUCCUCGUUCGCUAACUUUAACGUAAAGUCACGAGCUAGCUUUUGUAUUAAUUACCUACGGACCAUUUGACCACGACUGACAGCUUGGAGUUGUGAAUAAGUUGUUUAAUGUCAGUAUUUAGCUACCAUGUUAGUUUGUUUAGGCUAAUUACAAGUACAACACGUUAGUUCAUUUUAUUAACGUCAACGUUAAUAGUUUGGACAAGUCAGCUUCAAGGGCACACCACAGUUAGCUAGCUAGCUAGAAGUCGGUUAACGUAACGUUACUGUAGUUAGUUAGCUACGUUAGCUAUAACGUUAGUCUGUUCUGGUGUAAAUAUAAGACAAGUAAUAUUUUUCCUGAUCUCCAUCACAUCUCUAGAGUGGAGAAUGGCAUCAUUUUUAUCUUGUAAAACCCUUAUAUCACCUUCGUCCAAAGAACACUGUGAUCCAGUUGGGGUGAUUUUGAGCCAAGGUGGGUGUUUGACACAUGAUCAUGGACAGAUGUUGGUACCUGAGCUGGGUCUAAUGGAGAUGUCAGAGUUUGAAUAUACACACCUUCAGCACCUUAUCCAGGCACAUAUGGAGGCACACAUUGCCCCUCCAGAUCUACCAGAUGCCAGAUCUCACCCUGCUACAGUGAUGGUUAAAGACACCACUGGAUCCACAGUGGUUUCACCCAUCACAACCACUCAAGCUAUUGACCUAUCAACUUCAACUGAUGAUCACUGUCUGGUGAUGCCAGGAGAAAAGACUCCAGCUUCUUAUGGAGAGGUCCCGGGUUUUGUGCUAGCCAGAAUCAGAGGUGAAAACAGCCCAACUGAACCACACACCAACGGCAGCACAUCUUCACAGAAGCGAUCCGCUGCUAGAGUUUGCUUGGAGAAAAGGUUUAACUCCAUGUCUGCUGACACCCCAAGACAGCAAGAUAUUCAGUCUGCAGUUCUCAGCAAUUUUUUGACGAUACUUCAGCAGUCUGCAGAGUCUCAAGAGGCAGUUAUACACCCUCAGAUGCAUAAGUGGAUGAAAGCUGACAGAGCAAACUCUUUUGAGGUUCCCAGCCCGUUUGUAGGGGGUGUAUUUAACCCAGUCACCAACAUGUGUGAACAAGUGAUUGGCCACAUGGUUGAACCUAACAAGCACCAGGGAUUAAUCAUCCCCAAGAGUUUUUCAUUUAAUUUCCGCCCAGAGAGGGAUGUUAAAGCUCACUAUACAAGUGACAGCAACUCAACAGAGGAGCAGCAGUUGAUGAACAUAGAAAAUGAUGCAGUGACAGUUGCUGCCUUCAGAAAGCAUGGUAGCACCCACAGCUCUCAAUCCAUCAAGGCUGCUUUGGCUGCCCCAGACUCUGCUGGAGAAUCAGGGAGCAGCGCCAGGAAAAGAGUUCGAUCUCAUAUGUCACUUAUCCAGCGCAGGGAGAGACACAACUGUAAGGAGAGGGAACGCAGGAAGAGGAUUCGUUUGUACUGUGAUGAGCUGAACAUGCUAGUGCCAUUCUGUGAGUCGGAUACAGACAAAGUCACCACCCUGCAGUGGACCACUGCCUUCCUCAGAUACAUCAAUAAAACGUAUGGAGACACCUUCAGAGAGGAGUUUCAGAAGGCAUUCACUGAUGGGAAAGGACACUUUCUAAAAUCCAGCCCUUCUUCAUGCCAGGACCCAAUCCACCGGGAGAUGGACGAGACACUGAGCAUUCCUCUUGGGGUAGAGCAAUGACCCUCUUACUACUUCAUCCAAUACAUCAGCCAGAUAUUUAAGUACAUUUUAAUUUAAAAUUCAAGCUUGGGUUGUCCCCUGAGGUCUGGCUAUGGGUCAGGGCAAUUUGUUGUAACUUUUUAAAUGACAAAAAGUGCCCUUUCAAGAGGAACUCUGCUUCUGACUACAGAUUUAGAAAGUGGAAGGAUUCUAGUCACAGGCCAUGUGAUGCAAAAAAAUGAGCAGUUUUCUCCAGCUGCAUCUCAAAACAACACAGCAUCAGGCUAGUGUUGGAAGCGCCAUGCCAUUUAUUCUAACGCUGAUAUAUUAUUCCCCCCCCCCACCCCCCCGAGAGCUAACAUUUGUAAAAAUCGGUAAAAAAAUGUUAGUCAUACACAGAUGGCACUGUUUCCCUUUGAAAACAGCUGAGAUAGUGCCAUAAUGAUAAUAUUUAAACUAUUCAGCGAUCAUACAUUUAGCUAAUUUUAAUAUGUGCAGCUUUUAUAUGCUUAAUUCAAAUUUUGUUUAUUUUCACGUUUUUUUAACGGAAAAAAAUGUUCAUACAGUAUGUUCAGUUCAGUUUUCUUGUCCACAAACAUUUAUUCUUUAAUCAUAUCUGUAAGUGUAAAUGGACUUAAAUACUUGAAUUAUAUCAUAAAAAUAUGUCUUGCUACCUUGUAAAUUAAUGGGAUUACUUGACUUUCAUGGUGUCAAGCAUAUUACUCUGACAUACAGACUGUUCAUUUGAUGUGUUGAUAUGUAGAGAAGAGUAAUGUUUUACUGAAAAGUGGCUUUAUUUGUUCUUUCUUACAACAUGUCGCUGUAGCAUCUUACUGUACAUACAACAGUCACCCACAAAUAAUAAAUAGUAUUUAAGCACUGGUAGUACAUA
Molecule: messenger RNA, 2740 nt
Organism: Perca fluviatilis (European perch)
Lineage: Eukaryota; Metazoa; Chordata; Actinopteri; Perciformes; Percidae
Product: transcription factor-like 5 protein
Exons: 6
Coding region: 544-1869 (441 amino acids)
Biological process (GO): regulation of DNA-templated transcription; spermatogenesis
Cellular component (GO): nucleus
Molecular function (GO): protein dimerization activity; DNA-binding transcription factor activity, RNA polymerase II-specific; RNA polymerase II cis-regulatory region sequence-specific DNA binding
Source: RefSeq, a predicted model, not a curated record